This is a messenger RNA of Populus nigra (black poplar), 1798 nucleotides long. Its product is annotated as hydroxyproline O-arabinosyltransferase RDN2-like. The record is from RefSeq and is a predicted model, not a curated record. Lineage: Eukaryota; Viridiplantae; Streptophyta; Magnoliopsida; Malpighiales; Salicaceae. Bases 362 to 1450 code for a protein of 362 amino acids. Gene Ontology annotation, molecular function: glycosyltransferase activity. The transcript is spliced from 9 exons.
AGCUACAAGAUACCUUCUUGGGUUCUUUAUCUUUAUUUGUUUUUUAAUCGUUUCUUUAACGUACUUAUCUUGCUUUAAUAAACCUUGUUUCUGCUUUCUGUUUUUUCAUUGUCUGUGAUGUGUUCUUCUGUUUUUUCUUUGUUUUUUGGUGCCCAUUUGGCUUCUUGAGGUAACUGCUAGGGAUUGAAUUUGUUUAGAUUUUCUCCUAAGAGGGAAUGUAAAGUUGUGUUGUGUAAUUUAGUUUCAAAAUAUAAAUCCUGUGGUGAAAUGAAAAGUGUAGGUGUUUAGACUUGGAUUUAUUACUGCUUCGGAGAAUCUGGGAUAUUGGUUUGGUUCGUUAUUGAUAACUGGGAGAAAGACGAUGGGACGGGCUUCGCUGUCAGUUCUGAUUCUAUUGACUAUUGGCUUUUUCUUUGCCACAUAUAAUUUGGUUGCCAUGAUAAUGCAUUAUAGAUCUGUCGGGAAAUGGUCACAUGACGAUUCGGAUGGUCAGAUAUUUUUGGAUCCAGUCACUGAAAUGCCUGAAGACGUGAAGAAAGCAAAGAAUGCCAAAAUGCCCUUCCAUGUUGCCCUAACAGCAACUGAUGCUCCUUACAGCAAAUGGCAGUGUCGCAUUAUGUACUACUGGUAUAAGAAGAAGAAAGACCUGCCCGGGUCGGAGAUGGGAGGCUUUACACGGAUUUUACACUCUGGAAAACCUGACAACUUGAUGGAUGAGAUCCCCACAACUGUGGUUGAUCCUCUUCCAGCUGGUCUUGAUCAGGGUUACGUUGUCCUAAAUAGACCCUGGGCCUUUGUGCAGUGGCUGGAAAAGGCUUCUAUCGAGGAAGAAUAUAUUUUAAUGGCAGAGCCUGAUCACGUAUUUAUAAAUCCCCUUCCAAAUUUGGCACGCGGAGGGUUGCCAGCUGCUUUUCCUUUUUUCUAUAUCAAGCCUGCUGAUCACGAAAACAUCAUACGGAAGUAUUAUCCGGAGGAGAAGGGUCCUGUGACAAACGUUGAUCCAAUUGGCAACUCUCCUGUAAUUAUCAAGAAGGAAUUGCUAGAAAAGAUUGCUCCUACGUGGAUGAAUAUCUCCUUGAAAAUGAAAAGAGACCAGGAGACUGAUAAAGCUUUUGGAUGGGUACUAGAAAUGUAUGCAUAUGCUGUGGCAUCAGCUUUACAUGAUGUGCAGCACAUUCUUCGGAAAGACUUUAUGGUGCAGCCUCCAUGGGAUUUGGCAACAGGGAAGAAUUUUAUCAUUCAUUAUACUUAUGGAUGUGACUACAAUUUGAAGGGUGAGCUAACAUAUGGAAAAAUUGGAGAGUGGCGGUUCGACAAAAGAUCAUAUCUAGGUGGACCUAUGCCAAGAAAUCUCGCCUUGCCCCCUCGAGGGGUUCCGGAAAGUGUGGUUACCCUUGUAAAGAUGGUCAAUGAAGCUACUGCAAACAUUCCAAAUUGGGACACAGAAUAGCCAUCUGCCGCGAUCAAGUCGAAGAGCACCAUACAUGCUUUAUGUGCAGAUGGGAAGUCUAGAUCCACAGCCAUUAGAAAUAUUGAUGUCCAGAAACCUCAGGUUAAUUAUUUCUAAGGAAUUGAACUAUACAAAUCAAAAUCAAAAAGGUUAUUUAGUUAGGAACACAUUAUUUAGGCGACCACAACACCUUUUUUUCUGUUUUCAACACAUUAUCAGAUUGAGAGUGAGAUCAAAAUGAAGUUAGCCUUGCUGCUUUAUUGAUCUAGAGGCAGAUAUGAUAGCAAUAUUUGGCUGUCCAUUCAAAUACAGCUAUAUUAAUUAAUAAGGCUUUAAUAUUUUUGAGUA